GCAAACUUGGCAACAAGAUCAUGAAGUUAGCGGGCUCCAGAUACCGUUUCUAUGACGUCGCCGAUAUUCGUGAGAGUGGCGCGAAGGAAAUGCGCCCAGACGUUGUUAGCUACCCAGAUACGGCUCAAGCCCGGGCUGCAUUCGAAUAUCUCGGCGAAUCGUCUUCGGAUGAGCGACGCCGGAAGUUCUUGGCCUACUGCGCCUGGUCAUGGAUGGUCCUGUUCAUCGAGUGCAAGCGGAGUGAGAAGAACGCGGCUUACCAUUUCUCAACACCGGGAUUUUUACGGAACACAAAGGAGGGCGAAGUCAGCCGCGCUCAGAUCGCCAAGUACGCCGCUGAGAUCCAGUUUCGGCAACACCGCACACACUUGUUUUCCCUCUAUAUAUGUGAUACCAAGGUCCGCGCUCAGCGUUGGGAUCGUUCGGGGUGCACUGUGACAAAGCCGUUGGACCUCAAGAAGGACGGGAGAAAAUUCAUGGACUUUCUCUACCGUUUCGGUCAGCUCUCCGAGGCCCAGGUUGGAUACGACUCCACUGUCAAGCUCGCCACGAAAAUUGAAAUCGCCAAGGUCCUGCGAUACAAGUCUGACAACCUCAUUUUGGUCCAGUAUCGUGACUUCAUGGCACAUUCUCUCAACGAGUAUCCCAUCUUCAAGGCAAUGCGUUUUCAGAUGCAAGUGAAGCCUCUUACUGCCGAGGUAAACAAUACUAGGCGUAGCACUCGUUCUUCAUCGAAGGAGAAAAUAUUCCUCAUCGGCCAACCUGUUUCAGGCCACUGCUCACCGAUUGGACGCUGUACGAAGGCGUAUGUGGGGCUUGAUCUGCAAACAAACCAGCUCGCGUUCAUCAAGGACAGCUGGCGACCUAAUGCCCCAGGGGUGCGUCCAGAGGUCGAGACAUACGCGCGACUGCACGAACAUAACGUCUCCUACGUUGCCACUGCCAUCGCCGGAGGAGACGUGGACAUCCCAGGCGAUGGCCCUCAGCGCACGCAGACAGAUAAACAUCUCCCAGAAAGUGCCAGACAGUCCGAGCGUAUACACACCCGACUUGUCACCAAGGAGGUCGGCAUCCCCUUGGACAGCUAUCCAACGGCGCGACACUGGGAAGCUUACGAAAUUGCGGGGAUGCUGCACCGCGAUGUCACCCCAGCAAACAUUUUAAUCGACGUAGAAUCUAUCGGGAAGAAGCUCAAGUCAUUCAUGAACGAUUGGGAUGUGUGCAGAUACAAAGAAGAUAUGCAUCCGGAUGGUACAUGGCCGUACUUGUCGGCACUGGUCCUCCAGUAUCCUAAGAAACCGCACGAGUUGGCCGACGAUCUCGAGGCCUUCAUAUACAUUCUUGUAUGCAUGGCACUGCGCUAUCACGAGCACAAACGGACGCCGGCGUAUCCCAAGGAUAUCGGUAGAGAUGAGGCCCGCGCCAUGAACAAGCAGAACAAGGCCCUCGCUUCUCUGGUCCACUCUAUCUUCUUCGAUGAGUACCCGGCGCAGGGCGGAUACUGGUCCGGCGGAGACAGGAAGAUGCGAGAUAUCCAGGCUGGCAUCUCGCCCGUUGACCUCAAGCCGACCAAGAGUGGCCCUACGCCUCUCGGCAUCUUGCUCGACGGGCUCUACUCGCUGCUCAAACGCCACUACGACGCCAUCAACAUGAAGGAUUUGGAGCGCUUCAAGGUCCUCGCUCUGGAGAAUGACGACGAGGGCGAAAGCCAAACCACUGCCUCUGACGAGGGCGAGGAAGAGGGGGAAGAUGCUUUACCUGUCGCCCGGCUGUUUGAUGCGGAGCCACCUGAAGCAGAGCGGACGCCGAGUGCACGCUCGUCACCCGCGUCGCC
Molecule: messenger RNA, 1834 nt
Organism: Phanerochaete carnosa HHB-10118-sp
Lineage: Eukaryota; Fungi; Basidiomycota; Agaricomycetes; Polyporales; Phanerochaetaceae
Exons: 4
Source: RefSeq, a predicted model, not a curated record